Molecule: messenger RNA, 1452 nt
Organism: Zingiber officinale
Lineage: Eukaryota; Viridiplantae; Streptophyta; Magnoliopsida; Zingiberales; Zingiberaceae
Exons: 3
Coding region: 900-1376 (158 amino acids)
Source: RefSeq, a predicted model, not a curated record
AAAAUUAAGGAAAUUAAUUUUUUUUAAACCUAUAAACAAUAACCUGAAAUUAUUCGUUGUAGUUAAAGAGUUUACAUAAAUAAAAUUAACGAAAAGAUUCAUGGACUGGUUAGUCAUUUUUUAAAUAAAGAAUAGCAUUUCAGUUUAUGUGAGAAGGCUAAUAAUUGUUCUUGGACUUCUAUCAAUGAAAGUCUACAAAAUAGGGGUGGAUACCAUAAAAAAAAAUAUUUUAAACCGAAACUAAACUGAACAAUUCAAUCAAGAUUCAAAAUCGAAUUGCUACUCAAUAUGAUUUAAUUUCUUGAAUUGAUGUGUUAUUUUUUAGUAGUAAAUUGACAUGUUUUAGGUUUAUUUUAUGAUCCUAAACCUAACAAAACUGGAUUAACACUAAAAUUCCUGAGCAUCUUAAUUAUAAUGUCAGACCAAGUCUUAGAGAUGGAGACAAUCACUGGUAUAAAGAUUCUCACAGAUCUCUGUGCCGAGUUCCAGUGUGUUCUUUUGUCCUAUUUUUCCCAAAUGAUUGUUUGUUCUUGAAUUGGCCUCAACUUCGAUUUGCUUCAGCUAUUUUUCCCAAUUGAAUUGGCCUCCAUUGUUCUUGAAUUGUCCUAUUUUGAGAUCAUAUUGGAUUCUAGAUGAUGAGAUCAUAUUGCAAUGUUUAUGUUCUAAUUCAUCUCCUUCCUCCUCAUCCAUCACAUUGCCAAUUGGCUCGUUCUGCCUAAUUUGUUCAUAUAUUAUAAUCGCGUAAAGAGCUUUGAGCCAGUCUCUGCCUCCUUUCUCAUUAAAUAAGACAAGCAAAGCAGCGCAAGGCAUGCAGCAGCUGCAGUCGGUCGAAUGCUCCGUUCUUCCUUAGGCAUGCAGUUUCCUCCGUCAGAAGAAGAGAAGCAGUAGGAGAAGGAGCGAUGGGGAACUGCCAGACAGCGGCCGAUGCGGCGGCGGUGGUGAUCCAACACCCCGGAGGGAAGGUGGAGAGGCUGCACUGCCCGACGAGCGCCGCGGAGGUCAUGAGGAGCAACCCGGGCCACCGUGUGGCCCUCGUCACGCUCUGCGCCCCGGCAGAGGAGCGGCAGGACGGCGGUCGGGUCACCAGGGUGAGGCUGCUCGGUGCCAAGGACGUGCUCCUGCUCGGCCGGGUUUACCGGCUGGUCACCUCCCAAGAAAUCGCAAAGGCUCACGAGAAACUGAAGAAGAGCCGAGCUGAAUUGGUGAGGAAGCAGGGACACGAACAACAGAUAAGAGAAGGAACAGGAGAGGAUUCAGAAACAAGAUGUGAGAUAGCAAAGCAAGAGAGGGGUGGGCAGAGAACCAUCACAGAGGUUAAAGUGAGAGGGAGGCAUUGGCGCCCUUCUCUUCAGAUCAUCUCAGAAAUGUCGAGCUGAUUGUGUGUUUACAGUGACCAUGAACAUAUGAAAAUAUUGUUGUUGAGAUGAAGACUUGUAAUUUGAAGCAUUUUAU